UGUCUUGUGUUUAUCAACCUCGUCGAGCUCAAAGGUCAGCCUGAUCACUUGACUCAGACAUUUCACAAGAUAUAUCGUACCACCUAGUGGAAACCACACGCUUAUUCAGUUACCGUCGUACGAUCAUACUACAUACGCUUCUCAAAUAUAACCAGCCCAUCAUGAUGCUUGCAGCACGUCUUACGUCCCUAUCUAAAUCAUCCCGCCCUAAUAUCUCAUCUUUGACCCGCAAAAUGUCCUCCCAUGAAGCUGUCAUCGUUGCUGCGUCGCGUACGCCUGUCGGAUCCCUAUACGGAUCACUCAAGACUUUGACCGCACCCCAACUUGGUGCUGUUGCCCUCAAGCAUGCUUUCGAGCAAUCGAAAGUCGAUCCCGCAGUCGUCGAGGAGAUUUACUUCGGCAAUGUCGUUCAAGCCGGUGUCGGCCAAUCACCCGCACGUCAAGUAGCACUUGCUGCCGGCAUGAAAACUGCAUCUGACGCUACAACCAUCAAUAAAGUUUGUGCUAGUGGUAUGAAGACAAUUAUGAUUGCUGCUCAAAGCAUAGAGUGUGGUUACAAGAACGUGGUUGCCGCUGGUGGCAUGGAGAGUAUGAGCAACGCUCCUUUCCUACUUCCCCGGACCAACCCAUUGUUCGGCAAAUUCGAGACCAAGGACUCUCUUGAGAAUGACGGUCUUUGGGAUGUCUACAGCAACUUCGCCAUGGGUAAUUGCGGUGAAAUUGCUGCAGAGAAGUACGACAUUAGCAGAGUCUCGCUUGACGAGCACGCAAUCGACUCGUACAAACGUGCUGAUCGUGCGUGGAAAGAGGGCGUCUUCAAUGCUGAGAUAGCACCUGUCACCAUCAAGGGCAAGAAGGGCGACACCGUUAUUAAGGAAGAUGAGGAGUAUAAGAAAGUCAUGUUUGAGAAAGUUCCCUCCCUAAAGUCAGCCUUCAAAGCAGGCGGACGGAUCACCGCUGCAAACUCUUCAAAUCUCAAUGAUGGGGCCUCUGCCUUGAUAUUAAUGUCUGCAGAGAAAGCAAAGGAGCUUGGCGUGAAACCGCUUGCCAAAGUCAUUUCAUAUGCGGAUGCGGGUGUUGAGCCCAUCGACUUCCCCAUGGCUCCUACUGUUGCUCUCCCGGAAGCACUAAAGAGAGCAAACUUGACUGUCGAUGACAUUGCACGUUUUGAGAUUAAUGAAGCCUUUUCGGUUGUUGUCCGUAUCACUGAAAAGCUCCUGCAAAUUGACCCUGCAAAAGUCAAUGUUAAUGGUGGUGCUGUUGCCCUUGGCCAUGCGAUCGGAAGUUCGGGUUCUCGCAUUGUGGUGUCCCUGGUUCACGCCCUGAAGUCUGGGGAAUAUGGUGCAGCAGGCAUUUGCAACGGGGGUGGGGCAGCUUCAGCCAUCAUUAUUCAGAAACUAUAGUCGUUUUGCGUUAAUUAUUUCUGUAUUAUUUUAUGAACUUUCGUAUCAUACACUCAUUUUUAUCUUUAGAAACCGUCAGUCUCUACGCGGCGUUCGUGAGAAGCCCGUGAAUAAAUUUGUCUUGUUGGGUGACUUAUCUCUUGCUUUCCUCGUGGAACAUGUUGGCUUGC
Molecule: messenger RNA, 1573 nt
Organism: Suillus plorans
Lineage: Eukaryota; Fungi; Basidiomycota; Agaricomycetes; Boletales; Suillaceae
Product: peroxisomal 3-ketoacyl-CoA-thiolase
Exons: 6
Coding region: 162-1403 (413 amino acids)
Biological process (GO): fatty acid beta-oxidation
Molecular function (GO): acetyl-CoA C-acetyltransferase activity
Source: RefSeq, a predicted model, not a curated record